GUACUAGCUAGUAUCUGAGAAUUCAAAAGAAAAUGAUAGUCUACCGUGGAAUGGUUUGGAUACGAUACAAAACUUUGCUCAUGGGGUUUGCAAAGAUGGUUUUUUUCGCUAUUAUUUUUACGUUUAUUCUAGAAACAGGCAUAGUGUUUGGAGAUGAACCGAAAAAUGUGGAAGUUCAACGUGCAGAAAGCUCUUCUACGAGUACAACACAGUUGCCACCGUUGCGCUGCUUCUACCCGUGUCCCUUUAAAGUUGAUCCUGUUUGUGCUACCAAUGGAACUAAUUACAAACUAUUUACAAACAAAUGUAUUUUCGAUUCAUUCAAAUGUGAGGAACGAGCAGCGGGUAUUACACAUUGGAAUGAAGUCAAACUAAUAUUCUGCAAAAAGAAAACUAACAAAACCCUUGAAACUUGCAAGAAAAACUGUGAUAACCACGCAGCUCCGAUAUGUGCUUCCGAUGGACAUAUUUUUACUUUCUUCUGGAAUAAUUGUGAAAGAAGUGAACGGGAAUGUGUCGACGGCGUAAAAUGGCGCAAGGUUGAUUUAGCUAGUUGCGCUCGAAACAGUACUUGCCAAAACGUUUGCCCGGACGACGAAAAUUAUGUUUGUGGUUCAAAUGGAGGAUCAUAUAGUUGGUUCAAAAAUAUUUGCUUGCUGGAGUUGAGGAAUUGCAAUAGUACAGAGACACAUUGGCAACAAGUCGCACCUUGCAAAUGUGUGCAUAAAUCCGAGAAAAUAUUAAGAAAAUUAUGCAACCAGAAAUGCGUUUCUAUAUAUGAACCAAUUUGUGCCAGCGAUGGUUCAACGAAUAAAACGUUUCACAACACAUGCGAAAUGACUUUGCAUAACUGUUUAAAAUGUUCCAAUUUUACUGUGUUACGUUCUCAAAGAUGCAGCUAGUAUGUAAGUGCGUACAAUAAUGCAGUUAUGUGAAUUAUUUAAAGCGCAUAACUUUCUUCUGAAUUUUUAUAAACAAAUAAAAUCCCAAAAGGAUAAUUAAAAUCUUUUUACUACAAUAU
This is a messenger RNA of Hermetia illucens (black soldier fly), 1021 nucleotides long. RefSeq names its product agrin-like. Lineage: Eukaryota; Metazoa; Arthropoda; Insecta; Diptera; Stratiomyidae. The record is from RefSeq and is a predicted model, not a curated record. Bases 33 to 902 code for a protein of 289 amino acids. Gene Ontology annotation, molecular function: protein binding. The transcript has 6 exons.